CGACUAAUGUGGUGCCGUGGGUUCUUUACUGCGACUUCUUUUGGCGCCGAGGCGACGAGUUACCGGCUUCGCGCAGAUCCUGGACUGACGCUCCGUGUCGGUCACAGCUGACUGACCCACACCCUUCCCUGAGCAUUCCCUUGCUUGCACACACUCUAGAUCCGCGUGCAGAGUCCUAAUCCAUGGACCACGAGCCUCAUGAACCCUCCGCUGGCGUCAUCUCGGUUCCAAGCCAGCCGCCCAGCGAGCCUUCUGGGCCUGGUCCUCAGGGGCUUGGUCCUCAGGGGCCCAGCGCGGGGGGCGACUCAGGCACCAUGAGCCAGGACACCGAGGUGGACAUGAAGGAAGUGGAACUGAACGAGCUGGAACCCGAGAAGCAGCCGAUGAACGCGGCGUCUGGGGCGGCGAUGGCCGUGGUCGUGACAGGCGGCACCGAGAAGAAUGGUCUGGUUAAGAUCAAGGUUGCCGACGACGAGGCGGACGCGGCGGCCGAGGCCAAGUUCACGGGCCUGUCUAAAGAGGAGCUGCUGAAGGUGGCGGGCAGCCCCGCCUGGGUACGCACCCGCUGGGCGCUGCUGCUGCUCUUCUGGCUCGGCUGGCUGGGCAUGCUGGCCGGCGCCGUGGUCAUCAUCGUGCAGGCGCCACGCUGCCGCGAGCUGCCAGAGCAGAGAUGGUGGCACAAGGGCGCCCUCUACCGCAUUGGAGACCUUCGGGCCUUCCUGGGCCACGAUACAGGCAACCUAGCGGGCCUUAAGGAGCAGCUCGAUUACUUAAGCACCCUGAAGGUGAAGGGUAUUGUGUUGGGCCCAAUUCAUAAGAACCAGGAGGAUGACCUCACAGAGACCAACUUGGAACAGAUCGACCCCAUUUUUGGCUCCAAGGAAGAUUUUGAGAGUCUCCUGCACUCUGCCAAGAAGAAGAGCAUCCGGGUCAUCCUGGACCUCACUCCCAACUACAAGGGCCAGAACCCUUGGUUUCAAUCCAUUCAGACUGACACUGUGGCCAUCAAAAUGAAGGAAGCUCUGAGGUUUUGGCUGCAGACCGGUGUGGAUGGGUUUCAGGUUCGGGACGUGCAGAAUCUGACAGAUCCGUCUUCAUUCUUAGCUGAGUGGCAGAACAUCACUAAGAGCGUCAGCGAGGAUCGGCUUUUGAUUGCAGGCACAGACUCCUCCGACCUUCAGCAGAUCCUGAGGCUGCUUGAACCCACCAAGGACCUGUUGUUGACUAGCUCUUACCUGUCACACUCCAGCUUAACUGGGAAUCAUACAAAUUUCCUGGUCACCCAGUAUCUGGACGCCUUUGGCAGCAACUGGUGCAGCUGGAGUGUGUCUCAGGCGGGGCUCCUGACUUCCUUUGUGUCGCCCCAACUCCUCCGACUAUACCAGUUGCUGCUCUUCACCCUGCCGGGAACCCCAGUGUUCAGCUAUGGAGACGAGAUUGGCCUGGAGGGAGCUGGCCUUUCUGGACAGCCUGCGAAGGCCCCAGUCAUGCUGUGGGAUGAAUCCAGCUUUCCCAACACCUCAGCAUCUAGAAACAUCAGCAUGACUGUGAAGGGCCAGAGUGGGGACCCUGACUCCCUCCUCUUCCUGUUCCGCUGGCUGAGUGAUCAGCGGGGUAAGGAACGCUCCCUGCUGCAUGGAGACUUCUACAAUCUCUCCUCGGGGCCCGACCUCUUCUCCUACAUCCGCCAGUGGGACCAGAAUGAACGUUUCCUCGUAGUGCUCAACUUUGGGGAUGUGGGCCAACUGGCCAGGCUGGGGGCCUCCAACCUGCCCACCGGCACCAGCCUGCCAGCCAAGGUGGAUCUGCUGCUCAGCACCCAGCCAGGCCGUGAGAAGGGCACCUCCCUUGAGCUGGAGCACCUGAACCUACAACCUCAUGAGGGGCUACUGCUCCGCUUCCCCUACGUGGCCUGACCUGGGCCCACUACCCUUCCCCUUCCCUCCCCAGGCCCUUUGGGUUCUGAUUUCUCUCUUUCCUUUUUUUUAAACUUAUAGAUGAACCCCCAAAUAGGGUGUUUUCUGGUUUCAAAUAAAAGUCACUCCUGCCUGGUGAGGCCAUGCCUUCUUUC
Molecule: messenger RNA, 2071 nt
Organism: Capra hircus (goat)
Lineage: Eukaryota; Metazoa; Chordata; Mammalia; Artiodactyla; Bovidae
Gene: SLC3A2
Product: solute carrier family 3 member 2
Exons: 10
Coding region: 183-1916 (577 amino acids)
Biological process (GO): amino acid transport; carbohydrate metabolic process
Source: RefSeq, a predicted model, not a curated record